AGUCAAGCAAAUCAGCUUGUCUACGAUGUCUUCGAAUAGACUCUGUCUUCUUUGAUUUCGAUUUCCAUUUUCAUUGAUUCCACUUAGUUUUCUAUAACAGAUUAUAGAGUUUACGAUUUAUGUAAUUUUUUUGUUUAUCAAUAUACACAAUUUAACAUUAAAGGCAUUUUUUACAAAUUCAAUAUGAGUGCGGAUGGAUUAUUAGCUGCUAGCAACGAGAUCCGGGAAAAUUUGAUGUACUAUCGCGAAUUGCAGAUAAACACCGCUGUAAAAUUCCUCACGAACCCCAACGUGCAGCGAUGUACCAUGGAAAGUAAAGAGAGGUUCCUCCGCAACAAAGGUCUGAACGACGCAGAAAUCCAGAAAGCCAUUGAGAAAGUCGGCGAGAUGAUAGACUUUGCACCGGUUUCAUCAGAGUUUGUGUUCUAUCGACACUCUAGAACGUCCUGGUUCAGAGACAAUGUGCUACCCCUAAUUAUCUAUGGAGGUUUUGCCUAUGGAUGCUACUGGUUUUACAAGAACUGCAUCCGACAUAUGCUGUUUGUUGAAGAACCUAAAAGAAAAUCAACCGAGGAAUGUAUUGAUGAGCUUCGGAAAUCCUUGGAUGUGCUUAACUCUAAUGUAACGUCACUGCGCGGGGAGAUACAGACGUCAGUUCAACAGAAUGUUAUACGAUCACAACUCGACAAUAUCAAGUCUGAUAUAUCGUCUGUUAAAGGAAUACUACUAAAUAGGAAUCAAUUCUCAACCCUCAAAGCCCGGUCCGACCCGCCAUCAAUUCCGAACUGGCAGCGACAGUCUGCUGAGGCGACAUCCACGGAGGCCGUCGUUGAAGAGAAGAAGAAACCACACAGGAGCCGAAGCCACCGGUCUGAGUCGGGCGGAUCCAACUCCAGUGAGGGAGAACAAGCCACCAAGAAUAGUGAUAGCAGUUUAGAGAUCAUUGGUAACUACAAGGUACCGUCUACAGCAUACAUGUUGUACAUAGGCAGUACACGGGCACAGGUUGAGGCAGACAACCCUGGCUUAAAACACACCGAAAUUUGCAAGAAACACGCCGCGAUUUGGAGAUCUAUGCCGGCCGCAGAAAAGAAUCUUUGGGAGGAAAAAUUGGCAAUACUGAAACGUCAAAAAAAUUAAAAUUACAAGACAAUAGCUGUAUGGGCUGAGUCCUUUUGCCUUUCCCUAUAAAGGAAAAACCGAACCAAAAAAAAAAAAUUGGCGCCAGUAGAAUUAUAACCAUUAGUAUUUGACCCGACUAGUUAUAGUAAUUUUUAACAUUUUAGUUUAGUACUUAAUUAUAUUUAAUUUGAUCAUAUUCAAAUGUGUAUAUGUAUAUGUUCAGAACAUAAAUGUUUUUUUAAAAAAGCUAGGA
Achroia grisella is the source of this 1375-nucleotide messenger RNA. RefSeq names its product peroxisomal membrane protein PEX14 (gene Pex14). Lineage: Eukaryota; Metazoa; Arthropoda; Insecta; Lepidoptera; Pyralidae. Gene Ontology annotation, cellular component: peroxisomal membrane; peroxisomal importomer complex. Gene Ontology annotation, molecular function: signaling receptor binding. The record is from RefSeq and is a predicted model, not a curated record. Gene Ontology annotation, biological process: protein import into peroxisome matrix, docking. The transcript is spliced from 5 exons. Bases 184 to 1140 code for a protein of 318 amino acids.